This is a messenger RNA of Daldinia vernicosa, 934 nucleotides long. RefSeq lists its product as uncharacterized. Lineage: Eukaryota; Fungi; Ascomycota; Sordariomycetes; Xylariales; Hypoxylaceae. The coding region runs from base 295 to 762 and encodes 155 amino acids. The record is from RefSeq and is a predicted model, not a curated record. The transcript has 3 exons.
GUCUCAACUCCGCACGUCAUACUAGUGAUCUACUAUCUUGUACAUCAUCGUCGACGGCAGCAGAAAACAGGUUUGCGUCACGAUCAUCGAGAUGAGACGUAUAGGUUGUCGAAGUGUUCAAAUAGAGCAAUACCCGCCCAUAGAUUUCAAUAUAUUUAUACUCAUUUUCACAUAUUAUUAAUCUAAAGUAUAUCUACCUCUGUACAGUAUUGUAUCCAGCGUUUUCUACUAUAGUUACCUACCUUAUACUCUCAACCAACUUAUAAACUUAUACCUCUAUUAAAUAUCAUCAAAAUGCCUUUAUUUUCUAGCCGCAGGCCCGAGGAAGAAGUUGUGGAGGAGCCUCUCCCCGAGAAGACUGAGAAGAGACACUCGCACGGUCUCUUCGGUUCCCGUCAUCGAUCACCUUCUCCUGCCACCACUCAUAGUAACACAACCAAUAGCUCAAGGAACUCAGACGUUUCAUCCCCUUCGCGUCACCGAAGCGUGCUACAGCGUACCUUCGGACAUGGCAACACUACCAACCCGGACAUCGACCCGUCAAUCGUCCAGGCCCGCGAGCGCGUCAUGCAGGCCGAGGCGGCCGAGCGGGAUGCCGACAGAGCUUUAGAAUCAGCUCGCGUCCGUGUCCGCGAAGCUAGGGCCGAAGUUAAGAGACUUGAGCUAGAGGCUGCCGAGGAAGCCCGACGCGCGAAGAUUAAGCAGUACCACGCCCGCGAAGUUUCGAAGAGGGGCAAGCAGCUUGGUCGUCAUGACGUUUAAGCUACGACUUGAGAAUUGUAAAGAAGAAGUGAUGACGAAUCCUAUGUUGGAAUUAAGGGCUUGGUUGUUCAAAAUGAUACCUAUUUCUUAUCUGUAUUAUCACGAAGUAAGCGUCCCUGUGGCGCUGAAUGUCUGAUGAGUGUAUUAUAUUGUAUUACGAAGUAUGAGCAGC